Baudoinia panamericana UAMH 10762 is the source of this 1175-nucleotide messenger RNA. RefSeq lists its product as uncharacterized. The record is from RefSeq and is a predicted model, not a curated record. Lineage: Eukaryota; Fungi; Ascomycota; Dothideomycetes; Mycosphaerellales; Teratosphaeriaceae. Bases 311 to 1141 code for a protein of 276 amino acids. The transcript has a single exon.
UGGAAACAGUAGGGCCCCGUUCCCUUGAUAUGGCUUUUCAUGCUGUUCCUCCCCUGUCACUGUUCUUUAUGGUUUGCAGCUUUGCCAAGGUCAUUUCUCCCGGUUGAUCAAAGUCGGAACAUGCAUUCUUCCUUUGGUCGCAACUAUGCCUGUCCUGUCAAGCAAAAGGCCUUCGCCAGUUUCAUGUCCUGCCUGCAAUGUUCAGCAAACAGCACACAAGCAAACUGUCAUGGCAGCAUAACCAUCCGCUCCCUGCCACGGGAAGAUUCUUAGCUUGCUCCCAAGCCCCUCAGUGUGCGCAACAAAAGCUAUGAUGCUGUUACAAGCCAUGAACGCGAGACAAGCUAUGCUGCCCGGACCGCCCGGCCUCCAAGGCCUCCCGUGCAUCUGCGGCCUCAACAUGCGGCACUCCCUCUACCCAGAAGAUGAAGUUCAGAGCGAUACCUGCGGCGACUGGCGCCACCGUGUCUGCAUGGGUGUAGACGACGACGAAGGACACUUUAACCCAGCUACUCAACAGAGUAACUGGCAUUGCGAAGCCUGCCGACCCCAGCGUCACCUCAUCACACUCACUGCGCUUGCAACAGGCCGACCAUUGAUCUGGCAAUACCGGCAAGAACGAGCGGACGACCUGCAGCACCGCGAGCUGUUGAUCGAGAUGGCGACGGCGCCUCAGGUACCGUGGGCGCCGCGCUUUGCACGCUACGAAGGGCCAGCGACGCCGAGAAAGCGAGCAGCUGCGGUAAGGCAGACAGUCAAGGAAGGCAUGGAAGUACUGCUCAACAUGAUCGCGAACAGAGACGAGAACGAACGCUUCUUCCGCGUAGUCGCUCUGGACUUUGUGCAUGAACGGUGGGACAGCGUGCUCGAGCGCGUGCUGCUCAUGGCGCACUGGGUCUCGUUCUCCGAUCGCUCCGCACUCGUGCUGAGGGCCACGCUUCGGAAAAGCUUCGCCAUCGGCAUCGUGUUCCCGCGCGAGGCGGUCUUGAGCGUGGGACCUACGGAUGGAAGUGUAGAUGAGGACAGCGAUGUUAUCGACGGAGGCUCUGGGGCGGUUGGGCAACCAUGGAACGGAGCGAAUGGGUUACUCGUCCUCUUCAUCCUGGGCUGUAUGGGCUAUAUAGCCUUGUACGGAUCUUGACGGAAGAGUGCAUUCAAACAUGCCUGCGGAGGUA